AUGGUUGUGCUCUCAGGUCUUGGAACACCAAAUGAAAAUAUUUGGCCCGGUUAUAGCAGUUUGCCUGUUGUAAGGAAGAUGAAAUUUGAACAUUAUGAACCGGGUGAAUUGGAGAAAAAGUUCCCACCAAGUUUGAUUGAUGAAAGUGGAUUGCAGUUCAUCAAGCAGAUGCUUACAUAUGAUCCAAAUAAAAGAAUUACUGCACGAAAUGCUUUGCAUCAUGAGUGGUUUGAUCGAUAUCCACCACCGGUACCACCAGAAUUGUUCCCAACAUGGCCAGCAAAAAGUGAAAUGGGCAGACCAGUUGUGAAAGGGCCAGUGGUUAAACCACCUUCUGUGAACGAUGUGAGUCUUCUUUUUUUCCCGUUUCGCUGUUGA
Messenger RNA from Gongylonema pulchrum, 378 nucleotides. Lineage: Eukaryota; Metazoa; Nematoda; Chromadorea; Rhabditida; Gongylonematidae. The record is from the annotation of a GenBank genome assembly.